This is a messenger RNA of Fraxinus pennsylvanica, 1815 nucleotides long. The record is from the annotation of a GenBank genome assembly. Lineage: Eukaryota; Viridiplantae; Streptophyta; Magnoliopsida; Lamiales; Oleaceae.
AUGGCACCAGGAAACAACUGGCUUUCAUUUUCGCUGUCUUCAUUGGAAAUGCUCAACUCUUGCUCACAGGAUUCUAUGGAACUUGCACCAUUUGAGACCUCUUCCGUCGCCGGCUCUCACCACCUCUACUCUUUCGCCGAUAACUUCUAUACGAAUGGGUGGUAUAACCAGAAAUCUCAAGCCAUAUACUCAGAAACUGAAAACCAUCAAGCGAAAGAAAACAAUUCCUUCAAUUUCACCAGCUACAUGGACCCAUAUAUGUACCAAUACAUGCAGCCAGCGCCUAAACUUGAGGAUUUUUUGGGCGGCGACUUGACGGAGACUCAAGAUUCGUCCCUGACUAACAUCUACGACUACGACCACCACCAGACAGGUGGCGGCGAUGCCUACUUCAGUAAUAAUGAGCAGCAAGGUCUCAAGACUAUUACUGGGUUUCAAGCCUUUUCUACGAACUCGGGCUCGGAGGUUGAUGACUCGGCUUUCGCGGUUCACACUCAGUCUCCGGUUGAGUCAGGGAGCGAGUUGGUGGCUUACUCUCAGUGCCCCAUUACUGCUGCUGCUACUACUUAUACCAAUGCCUUAUCCCUGUGUGUUAAUAACAAUGCACAAUGCUCUGAUGAUGAUGAUAAUAAUAAUAAAGCCAUUGUUUGUGUUGACUCGGAGAGGAAUUGCAAGAGAGUUACUGAUACUUUUGGUCAGAGAACUUCCAUUUACAGAGGCGUCACAAGACACAGAUGGACAGGAAGAUAUGAAGCGCAUCUAUGGGAUAACAGCUGUAGAAGAGAGGGCCAAGCAAGAAAAGGGCGUCAAGGUGGAUAUGACAAGGAAGAUAAGGCAGCAAGGGCUUAUGAUUUAGCAGCUCUGAAAUACUGGGGUGUCACCGCCACCACCAAUUUCCCAAUCGCCAAUUACACCAAAGAGUUGGAGGAGAUGAAGCACGUAACUAAACAAGAGUUCAUUGCCUCACUAAGAAGGAAAAGUAGUGGUUUCUCAAGGGGAGCAUCAAUUUAUAGGGGCGUUACAAGGCAUCAUCAGCAAGGUAGAUGGCAAGCAAGAAUUGGUCGUGUUGCAGGGAAUAAAGAUCUCUACCUUGGAACAUUUGCUACUGAGGAGGAAGCAGCAGAGGCAUAUGAUAUAGCUGCAAUUAAGUUUAGGGGAGCGAAUGCAGUGACCAAUUUCGAGAUGAGUCGUUACGAUGUGGAAGCCAUUGCCAAGAGUUCCCUUCCUGUUGGUGGGACAGCCAAGCGCUUGAAACUCUCACUCGAAGCCAAAGGGAAACCUCCUACUAACGCUAACCUGCAAAUACAGUCGAGCAGCAACAGCAUCAACUUUUCGCCCCUUCAGCAGCCUGUAUCCGCCAUUGCCAAGAGUUCCCUUCCUGUUGGUGGGACAGCCAAGCGCUUGAAACUCUCACUCGAAGCCAAAGGGAAACCUCCUACUAACGCUAACCUGCAAAUACAGUCGAGCAGCAACAGCAUCAACUUUUCGCCCCUUCAGCAGCCUGUAUCCACCAUUCCAUGUGGAAUACCUUUUGAUGUCAACUUCUUCCACCACCUCCAACCCACCAAUGCAGGUGUCUCCACUGCUGCCCCGACCAUGCAGAAUGUGAGAUGCGGGAUCUUUGGGCUGGAGAGGCAAGGCCUUGUCGGCCUCGUUGGUGGCAGAUUUAGCGAGGCUGAAGAAUGUAGAUUUGUUUUUGGAGGAUCGAGCUCCCUGAAUGAAAUGGCGGUUGACGUGGGUGUUGGGGCGGGCCUUGGACCGGAGCUUGGUCAGGGCCCGUUUGGGAAGGCUGUGCAGUGCGUAGAAGAUGCUUAG